Pararge aegeria (speckled wood butterfly) is the source of this 1008-nucleotide messenger RNA. Its product is annotated as titin homolog. The transcript has 6 exons. The record is from RefSeq and is a predicted model, not a curated record. The coding region runs from base 1 to 897 and encodes 298 amino acids. Gene Ontology annotation, biological process: synapse organization. Lineage: Eukaryota; Metazoa; Arthropoda; Insecta; Lepidoptera; Nymphalidae. Gene Ontology annotation, cellular component: neuron projection membrane.
AUGACGUCGGCUGGCCUGCUGAUAUUCAGCACGCUGCUCACACGAACACUAUGCGUAAUUGCACCACAGAUACCAGAUUUCAAAACCGGUGACAAGAAGAUCAUCAACGGCCCGUUCUGGCACGAGGUUUUCACGGAGGUGUAUGAGGACCAGGAGGAAGAUGUUUCCACUACUACGACUGAACCUUUGCCUUUCUUCGAAGAUGAUGCUUCUACCAAUAACGUGACAGCUCAACUGGGCAGUCGUGUCCAUCUACAUUGUAGAGUCCAUGACUUGGGAGAAAAAACCAUAUCGUGGGUAAGACGGCGUGACGAAGAUCUCCAUCUUCUUUCUUUUGGACGCCACACCUAUUCAGCAGACUCGCGUUACUCUCUAGCCUUCGAGCAGCCCAAUGAUUGGCGCCUGCUCAUACAGUACGUGAGUGAAAGGGAUGAAGGAUAUUACGAAUGUCAGAUUUCUACGCAUCCACCACUGGUUCGACGGGUACUGCUUAGUGUAGUUGUGCCAAAAGUUGAGAUAGUGGACGAACGUGGUCGACCGCUCCAAGACAAGUUCUACAAGGAGGGUUCCAUCAUAGAGUUACGAUGCGUAGUCAGUGAGGUCCCACAGCCAGCUCGGCAGGUCAAUUGGAAGCAUGGUGGAAGACUACUCAACUAUGACACCAAGCGAGGUGGCGUCAGUGUCAAAACCGAGGCUUCUGCAAAUGGCGCACUUUCUAGGCUUUACAUAGCGAAUGCAAAUAGAAACGACUCUGGAAACUAUACGUGCUCACUGGCGGACGUUGCAGCGUCUGCUGUCUUUGUACAUGUGUUGAGAGGCGAAAAUCCUCUGGCGAUGCAACGGGGGGGAGCUUCAAUACUACACCCCACUCUGGUUUUAUUGAGUUACAUCAGCUGACAUAUAUUAAGCGCGUAAUGUACGCGCUACGUUGUGUAAAAAGUAACAUACGAGUAGCUAUAACCAUAUUAUUACGUAAGGACAAUUAAUAUGUUGGGAUAUCUUAGCAUU